GUAGUGGGGCGCAUCCUUUCCUGCUUUCCCUUUGCCCUUCCCAAAGCCAAAGCCUUCUGUUGAGCCUUCGAACAGUGCAACGCCCAAUCCUGUGAAAACUUCAUUUUGGAGACUACGUUAUUUGUGAGCAGCAAACAUAUCUCGCACUACUCGAUGGCGACGCUUCGAACGGAGCCCUGCGACCGCGGCAUGUAUCGCUGUAGCUUGAGCUCGUCUAUUGUGUGAAUCCGACGUCUCUCGCCGAAUUCUGAAUCCAACAUCUCCGUAGGGUUUGAGUCAUGGGCAACAUACAGACAGUAGGACCCAAUGAGGCCUUGAUAGUGUCAGGUGGCUGCUGUGGCAAUGCCGGCAAGAAGAUGGUUGUCGGAGGCUGGGCGUGGGCAUGGUGGCUUGUGACAGAUGUUCAGAGGCUGUCACUGGAGGUGAUGACAUUGACACCACGGUGUGAACAUGUGGAAACGUCCCAGGGUGUACCGCUGACUGUGACAGGAGUUGCACAGUGCAAGGUGAUGACAGAGAAAGAGUUCCUCUCCACUGCAGCCGAACAGUUCCUGGGAAAGGAUGUCGACCACAUCAAGUCUGUUAUACUGCAGACACUCGAAGGGCACUUACGGGCCAUCCUCGGUACGUUGACAGUGGAGGAGGUCUAUCGAGACAGAGACCAAUUUGCAUCUCUGGUACGGGAGGUGGCUGCUCCCGACGUAGGACGCAUGGGAAUCGAAAUACUCAGUUUUACAAUCAAGGAUGUCUUCGAUCGUGUCGAAUACCUGACGUCACUUGGAAAAGCACGCACCGCCGCUGUGAAACGAGAUGCAGACAUUGGCGUGGCACAAGCGGAGCGGGAUGCCGGUAUAAGGGAGGCAGAGUGUGAGAAAUCUGCAAUGGAUGUUAAGUACAGUGCCAACACCAAAGUGGAAGACUCUCACCGUAUGUUCCAGCUCCAGAAGGCCAAUUUUGAUGGAGAAGUAAACGCGAGAAAAGCAGAAGCACAGCUCGCAUAUGAGCUACAGGCUGCAAAAAUGAAGCAGAAGAUCCGUAACGAAGAGAUCGAAAUUGAAGUCGUUGAACGGCGGAAACAGAUAGCAGUGGAAGAAAAGGAGAUCCUGCGGAAGGAGAAGGAGCUGACAUCAAAUGUUCGCUUACCGGCGGAGUCUGAAGCGUUUCGUCUAGAGAUGAUCGCACAAGGAAAGAGGACCCAAACUGUUGAAACAGCCAGAGCAGAGGCAGAGCGCAUAAAAAUGAUGGGCGCAGCAGAGGGUUAUGCCAUUGAAGCAGUUGGAAAAGCUGAUGCAGAACGCAUGCGUACCAAGGCUGCUGCUUACAAGCAGUUUGGAGAAGCCGCUAUCCUGAGUCUGGUGCUCGACACGCUUCCUAAGAUUGCGGCAGAAGUUGCUGCACCUCUGGCUCGUACGGAUGAAAUCAUUAUGCUUAGCGGAGAAGACAGGACAACGUCAGAGGUAACCAAGUUGGUGAGCCAGAUUCCUCCCACGGUGCAGGCGCUCACUGGUAUCGACCUCACCAAGAUGCUCACCAAGAUUCCUGGCACUGCAAAGUAACAAAAAAUCUCAGAGGACUUAGUUGUAUAGCUGAAGGGGGCCUUUGUCUGUGUGCGGUGUCCACGUAAGCAUAUGUCUGCUUAGUGUAUGGUGCGACAGGUCUAGACAUCAUCCAGAUCUGGUACCUUGCAUAUGCCAUAUUGAUUCGCAUAUAACCGGUGCCGUCAUUUCUCAAAGCUGAAUUGUUGCAGUUUUUUUUAACAAGUGGCAGCGUUCCACGAAUUUUAAAGUUCCACAAACUAUCACUCAUACGCACGUUGGGGAUGUUCCUUUCACACGAUCACAGGAUCAACAUUCUGUGCAGUGCUUUGAAGGCUUGCCACGCCAAGCCUAAAGUAUUGCUGCAUACUCAUUAAAAACAUUGUCCCGAUGCUCGACUUCUCACGCAAUGGGUGGACGCAUGGAACGCGUGUUUUAGUAACAGAUCCAGUUCCGCUGAGACCUUGUACACCCCUGAUGCGCAAGAAAUGCCAGGCACUUCCGCAUAAUUGUGCAAAAAAGCAUACCAAAACACUUUCAACUUUUGUUGCAAGACCUAAAUCAAGGCACCCAGUUACAUGUGAGUAGAUAUGGAACCAUGGUGGUAUAGAAGACUUUGCACAGAUGUGAAAAAUCCACUGUGAAAACUGCCAUAUAUACUGCUUGCACUUUGAAAUUGUCUGGAAAAUUUGAGCCAUUUAGUGCCUCCAAACCUACCCAAUGUUUUCUCUGCUAUCGCAUUUAUGGCCUCAGCCUUCAUGGAAGCACAUGGAGCUUUAGUAUUACCUAUUAUGAGGUCUGUGGACGUGCAUAGGUUUUUCAUGCGGCGCAAGCUGCCGUUCUGCUGUACACCCGAUACCUUCAUGUAACCGUUCCCCCUACCAAAUUGGAGAUAUGCAAAACUAAGACCUCGGGUGCGGUUUGAGGCGAUAGCAUUCUGACAGAAAAGAUGGAGUGUAUGGUCUCUGCACAAGUAGUGCUUUUAGAGUUUGAGAAGCUUUUGUAAUCGAUGUGCGUUUCGAGUAUACUAUAUAUUUUUGCAAUUUAUCCUACGAUGGCUUCUCAGACAAGCAUUGGCAUUAUGUUUACAGUAUUAAAGCACAUUUAAUUUUUU
Molecule: messenger RNA, 2649 nt
Organism: Ornithodoros turicata
Lineage: Eukaryota; Metazoa; Arthropoda; Arachnida; Ixodida; Argasidae
Gene: Flo2
Product: flotillin-2-like
Exons: 9
Coding region: 279-1556 (425 amino acids)
Biological process (GO): protein localization to plasma membrane; regulation of myoblast differentiation
Cellular component (GO): plasma membrane; flotillin complex; cytoplasmic vesicle
Source: RefSeq, a predicted model, not a curated record